AAAGCUGAAGCCUGAAGUAGAGGCAGAUGAGGGUCACCUGGAGGAUCUUCACUUCUGCACUAGUGACUUCCUAAAGCAAAGGAAUAGAAAAGCCUAUCUGUUUUCCAACUACUUAAGAAAAAUAUCAGAAUGUCAGAAGAUUAUCUAAAGGAGGAAAUGUGCACUCUUGGAGACACAUACAUGUUCACAGUGGACGUGAGUGCAUUCUCGCCAGAACAAGUCAUUGUUACCUCAUCACAAAACAUCAUUCAGGUUUCUGCUGAAAAGCUGGCAUCAGAUGGUACCGUCAUAGACACAUUUUUCCACAAAUGGCAGUUUCCUCCAGAUGCAGACCCCAUGUCAGUGAGCUCAUCCUUGGGGCAGGGUGGUGCACUUACAGUUACAGCUUUUAAACACAAGACAAAAGUUAAGUGAUCCAUACACCUUUAUGAUGGCCUUGACUGAAGACUGAAGAAAGGCACUUCAAAUUAUUCCAAUAAAUAAUAUAAACAUUUUGAGAUGCUUUAUUUUAAAUGCA
Messenger RNA from Astyanax mexicanus (Mexican tetra), 517 nucleotides. Its product is annotated as heat shock protein beta-7. The record is from RefSeq and is a predicted model, not a curated record. The transcript has 5 exons. Lineage: Eukaryota; Metazoa; Chordata; Actinopteri; Characiformes; Acestrorhamphidae. The coding region runs from base 130 to 414 and encodes 94 amino acids. Gene Ontology annotation, cellular component: cytoplasm; nucleus.